Molecule: messenger RNA, 1072 nt
Organism: Solanum stenotomum
Lineage: Eukaryota; Viridiplantae; Streptophyta; Magnoliopsida; Solanales; Solanaceae
Product: NAC domain-containing protein 2-like
Exons: 3
Coding region: 215-1072 (285 amino acids)
Biological process (GO): regulation of DNA-templated transcription
Molecular function (GO): DNA binding
Source: RefSeq, a predicted model, not a curated record
AUAGCAUCUCAACUCGGCCAAAGAGGAAUUAGGGUUUUAAUAGCAUCUCAAUUGGAGAGCAAAACAGAUUCGUGCUUCGCCGGAACCCUAAUUUGCUUCUCCGAUCAUUCUAUUGGAGUCUACAAAAGGGACAUAUGUAAAAGAGUGGGUUAAACUCUACCACUAUACUCUGUACGUUCAGAUUUGCUAAGAAAGAUUCAAGAUUGGCAGACAAAUGAUGGAGUUCAGCCAAGAAGAAGGGCUUCGUUUUCAUCCGAAUGAUUCUGAGUUACUCAAGUUCCUUUUAAGGUUUAUUGCUGAAAAGGACUUGCGUGACAAUGGCUUCAUUACUGUCCUUGAUAUAUACCAGAGAGAACCUUGUGUAAAUUAUGGCAUAGGCCGCCAUUGUGGUGGAGAAAAGGACGGGCUUCGAUAUUUUCUUUCCCCCCUACAUCAUAAGAAGGAACAAGGGGGGGAGCGCUUUUGUAGGAUUGUCGGGGGAAAUAAAAAAAUCGGGAAUUGGAAGCUACUCAAUAAAGGCAAAGAAGUAGUGUUGAACUAUCAAAAUUUAGUAAUAAAGGGAAUGAAGAAAAGCCUUUGUUUUGAAAAUAAGUCCAAGUCUUGUGAGGGAAAGUGGCUUAUGAAAGAGUACAGUUUUUCUGGAGAAAGUUUGAAAAAAUUAACAAAAUCAAAGUUAAAAAAUUAUUGCAUUUGUGCCAUUAGGAAAUCCAACAGAAAAUCUUGUUAUGGUUUUGGCCAAAUUCAAGAUAUGGAAGAGACUCCUGUGUCUGUAGGAAAUCACGUGAUGGAAGAGUCUCCUGUGUCAAUAGGAAAUCCCGCAAUGGAGGAGAUACAGAAAGGUGAUGGAACUCAAGAAAGUGCUAAGGCUAAAGUGAAAGAGAGAAUGGAAAAGGCUUUCUUGGAUGGUGUUAUGAAGCAGGAUAACCCUAUUCUCCGUUGGGUUCUCAAGCGUAUGAAGGAAGUACAAAAUGAACUGUGUGAGAUGUCUCCUCCAAAUUGGAGGCAGGAGAUACUGGAAACGGUUGAUAUUGAUAUCCUAUCAGAGGUACAAUUGGAUAUCUUUCCACAAUAG